CCUUCCUCUUCUUCCUCUGCCUCAUCUCCUCCCUCACUAUGGUAUGCCAUUACAAACCCUUCCUCCAAUCCGCUCUUGUCGGCCGGUGCAUCCCUGAUGAUCUUCGGAGCUGCUCUUUCCCUGGGCCGGAAAGGGCUGAUGCAGGGUGCUUCGCUGAUGCAGAGGCGCAUGCUAGUAAGCCUCGAGGUCCCAUCCAAGGACAAAGCUCACGGUUGGCUACUCACAUGGAUGGAGGAGCAGGCUCGUAGAGGACGAGAGCUUCCGCAGCUGACUGGCGUGCAGAGUCUGAUGGAUAUAGUCGGCGUGAGGCGGGGUAGAGGCGGUGCAGCCGGACAAGACGACCUCCCUCCUCCUGUGCGGAUACACUCCCGAGACCUAGCUGUGCAGACGACACUCCCCAGCGCUUCUACCUCACAAGCUCAACAGCAAGCAAUGACAAUAUCCGGACAGCCUCUUGCUCCCUCGUCCAACUCUCCGGGCACCUCGCGCAACACCAAGGCGCAAUUUUCCCUCGUGCCCGGUCCCGGUACUCAUUGGUUCCGCUACCACGGCGCCUGGAUCCGCUUGCAGCGUGAGCGCAACGGCAAGCUCAUCGACUUUACGACCGGCGCUCCUUGGGAGACGCUCACUCUCACCACUCUCUUCUCUUCGCGGGACGUCUUCCCGCGAUUGCUAGCUGAGGCACAGCAAAUGGCUGUUCAGUCCAUCGAGGGCAAGACGAUCAUCUAUACUGCCUGGGGUGUGGAGUGGCGCGCAUUUGGGCAGCCACGCAAAGUGAGAGAGCUAGACAGCGUGGUCCUCUCUGCGGGACAGAGAUCACGGAUAGAGGAGGAUGUCAAGUCUUUCCUCGGGAGGGGCGCUUGGUAUGCUCGGAGGGGAAUCCCCUAUCGACGUGGGUACCUCCUACACGGCUCUCCCGGCAGCGGCAAAACGAGCAUCAUCCAAGCCCUCGCAGGCGCGUUGGAUCUUAACAUCUGUCUGCUCAAUCUCUCCGAGCGCGGCCUCACCGACGACAAGCUCAACCACCUCCUCUCUCUCGCACCAGAGCGUUCCAUCCUCCUCCUAGAGGACAUCGAUGCUGCCUUCCCCUCUCGCAGCGCGAGCGAGGCCGAGGAACCAAAGAAGGAGUAUCAGACGUCGGUAACCUUCUCGGGUCUGCUCAAUGCGCUGGAUGGAGUUGCGUCGGGGGAGAGCAGGAUUGUCAUGAUGACUACUAAUCACGUAGAGCGAUUAGAUCCCGCUCUUAUACGGCCAGGCCGGGUGGAUCUGAUUGAGGAAUUGGGCGACGCAGACGAGGGGAUGGUGCAGGAGCUCUUCGAGAGAUUCUACGGAACCCUACAUGGCGAAGGGGCCGCAUCAGCUGCCAGCCAAGCUACUGGCACUGGCGUCGUUGCCGUCGAUGGGCAACCAGGGAACGCAGAACCUACACGGAGAGCUUCGCACGACGUCUCAUCAGAGGAAAUGCUCACUCUGACUGCCCGACUGACCAAAGCGGUAGAGAUCGUCUCGCAACUCCGUCGUCGUGAGCUCAAUCUCGAUCCCAGUGGGCCAACGGUGACGGCGCGCAAGAGCCGGACGAAAGCGGCCCCUUUGCCGGCAAAGCGGGGUGGGAUGAGCAUGGCGGAGCUGCAGGGUCUAUUCAUCAGGUAUCCUUCUGACCCGAGGGGCGCAGUGGAG
Messenger RNA from Microstroma glucosiphilum, 1677 nucleotides. RefSeq lists its product as hypothetical. The annotation marks the transcript as partial. Lineage: Eukaryota; Fungi; Basidiomycota; Exobasidiomycetes; Microstromatales; Microstromataceae. Gene Ontology annotation, molecular function: ATP hydrolysis activity; ATP binding. The record is from RefSeq and is a predicted model, not a curated record. The transcript has 2 exons. Gene Ontology annotation, biological process: protein insertion into mitochondrial inner membrane from matrix; mitochondrial respiratory chain complex III assembly. Gene Ontology annotation, cellular component: mitochondrial inner membrane.